Chrysochloris asiatica (Cape golden mole) is the source of this 1877-nucleotide messenger RNA. It is a transcript of the gene HOXC8, whose product is annotated as homeobox C8. The record is from RefSeq and is a predicted model, not a curated record. Gene Ontology annotation, biological process: regulation of transcription by RNA polymerase II. Gene Ontology annotation, molecular function: DNA-binding transcription factor activity, RNA polymerase II-specific; RNA polymerase II transcription regulatory region sequence-specific DNA binding. Lineage: Eukaryota; Metazoa; Chordata; Mammalia; Afrosoricida; Chrysochloridae. The transcript is spliced from 2 exons. Gene Ontology annotation, cellular component: nucleus. Bases 166 to 894 code for a protein of 242 amino acids.
GAGCUCAGCACAGAGGCGCCCCCCACCUGCCCAGCCCCCAGCCCACCAGUCCAGGGGCACCAGACGGCCUGGGGUUCGGUCCCGGGGGGAGGGGAGUUUCGGGGGUACCGGGCGGGGGAGUCGUGAGCCAGAGGGGAGGGGGCCGCGGGUUUUCAUGUGCCCAGCAUGAGCUCCUACUUCGUCAACCCCCUGUUCUCCAAAUACAAAGGCGGCGAGUCCCUGGAACCGGCCUAUUACGACUGCCGGUUCCCUCAGAGCGUGGGCAGGAGCCAUGCGCUGGUGUACGGGCCCGGCGGCUCGGCGCCCGGCUUCCAGCACGCCUCGCACCACGUCCAAGACUUCUUCCACCACGGCACCUCGGGCAUCUCCAACUCGGGCUACCAGCAGAACCCGUGCUCGCUGAGCUGCCACGGAGACGCUUCCAAAUUCUAUGGCUACGAGGCGCUCCCCAGACAGUCCCUUUAUGGGGCUCAGCAAGAGGCGAGCGUGGUGCAAUAUCCCGACUGUAAAUCCUCCGCCAACACUAACAGUAGCGAAGGACAAGGCCACUUAAAUCAAAACUCGUCUCCCAGCCUCAUGUUUCCAUGGAUGAGACCCCACGCUCCGGGGCGGCGCAGCGGACGGCAAACUUACAGCCGGUAUCAGACCUUGGAACUAGAAAAGGAGUUUCUCUUUAACCCUUAUUUGACACGAAAGCGCCGGAUUGAAGUCUCUCAUGCCCUGGGACUGACCGAGAGACAAGUGAAGAUCUGGUUCCAGAAUAGAAGGAUGAAGUGGAAAAAGGAGAACAACAAGGAUAAACUUCCUGGAGCCCGAGAUGAGGAGAAAGCAGAGGAAGAAGGAAAUGAGGAAGAGGAGAAAGAAGAGGAGGAAAAGGAAGAAAAUAAGGACUAAGCAAAAAAAAAAGAGAGAGAGAUUUUCCCCCUUUUAGCAACUCCCUUGAAGUUUUGUUUUAUGGUAGCGGAUAAAUUGAGAAGUUUACGACUGUCAUUUGCUUUUAUAGAGAAUAGAAUGACACUCACAACUCUAACUACCUGUCAGAUACUUGCAGCUCUGGUUUUAUUACCUUUGGACUUCCCCUGCUCUUUAUUUGUCUGGGGGCUGAAUGGGGGAGACCAAGACACAGCGAAAAAGAAAAGUUCGGAUUCUGUCUCAGUCCUUGCCCCCAACACACACACUUGCCCCUACCCCCACCCUUGUGAGUCCUUCCUGGAUUUUAAGGUUUGAGACCUGGCCUCUAGCCUCCUACCCCCUCAUCCCCUUCUUGCCACACUCCUACCUCCUCCCUUUUUCUCUAGUAUUUAUUUUGGAGAGGAGCCCCCUUAAAAUGCUGAAGAGCACCCGUGGCUUUGUUUUGAUGCUAGGAUUCGCUUAUUAAAUUUACUUCUUCUUUCUUUUUUUUUUUUUAAAGAAAGGGAAGGAGAAAAAGAAGAAAGUCAAGGAAAUAUUACAAAGAAAUAAGAAAAUGAUAGCAAGGAAUAUCUCCCCACGGGGCUUCCCGCUUUGAAUGACAUGCUUGACUUUCUUUAGGAAUCUGAUGAAAACCUGAAGGAGACAGGUCUCUCCACUCCCCCCACCCCCCUUUUAAGGGGGUAGAUAGGAGACAGUAGUCUCCUCUCAAAUCCUACCUAGCCAUCCCAUGGUCACUUGGGCCCAAGCCUUCCUCUCUUUUGCUAUCUGAUUUCUGUUCUGUUGGACCCACUUCCUCUGAGCUGCAUUAGUAUUUGUGCUCAGAAAUCACCAUAAUCAUGAAUAAUAAUAAUAAUAAUAAUAAUACUGAUAAUAAAUCUUUAACAUACUACCUAAAGGGAACCUGCAAUAAUCUUGAGGGAAAAAAAAAAAGAGAGAGAGAAAAAUCCUAAUACAGGAGAAAAAAA